This is a messenger RNA of Apus apus (common swift), 3748 nucleotides long. It is a transcript of the gene RNF208, whose product is annotated as ring finger protein 208. The record is from RefSeq and is a predicted model, not a curated record. Gene Ontology annotation, molecular function: ubiquitin protein ligase activity. Gene Ontology annotation, biological process: protein ubiquitination. The transcript is spliced from 2 exons. Lineage: Eukaryota; Metazoa; Chordata; Aves; Apodiformes; Apodidae. Bases 1519 to 2316 code for a protein of 265 amino acids.
GGGCCCGUGGCAGGGAGUGCAGGGCACGAGGCCUCCCUCCCCAGGGCAAGCACGGCAGGAGGCUUGCAGGACCCCACUGCCUCCAGGGCAUGGCCCCCAGGGACAGCCCUGCUGGCCUCGGGAAGGGAUCCAGCUCCCCGCGGCUCUCAGGCAUCCAGGGCUGAACCCCCGCCACGGCCUUUUGCCAUCACCGAGAGCUGCUGCUGCGAGCAGAUGGCCCCCCCGGCCUCCUCCGUCAGGCCUGGCAGGGCUCAGUGGUAGCAGGCAUCCCUCUAACAGGAUUUGCAGCGUGAUGGAGGCGAGCGCCUUCGCCCUUCUUGGAGGAGAGACAGGAGGAGAGACAGGCGCUCGCCGGGGCUGCUGUGGGAGAAAAUGGCUGGCUGCCCACCCCCCCAUCUCCUGCCCCCAAACGUGGCCCGUCCUCUCCAGCAGCCCCAGGACAAGGGCAGGGAGCUGGGAAGGGGGAGAUGCAGCUGGAGGAAGGGAUAAUAGCAGGGACAGAUCAGGAGCAAGCAAUGGAGGUAAAAAUAGAUCCACCGAGUAGAGGAGGGGCUAAACGUGAGAGAAAACCCUGAGCAGAGGCAGGUCGGUGGGGGAGCCCCCCUGGAAGGGGCCCUGCAUCCAAAAGGGGCACAAGGGGAUGUGCCCUCCUGGCCCCCAGGGCAGAGGGGGGACUCGAGAUCCCACACUCAGGGCUGCUGAGGAGAUGCCUGGGGGGAAACACCUGCCUGCUCCCACUUCCGCCAGCCCGGCCACGCAGGCGGAUGGACGGGACCUGCAGGGCUUGGAUGCCAAAUUGCUGGGAUGCAGCAAGCCCGAAGCUGAGCUGGGGACAGAGGUGCCAGGGACAGAGGGGACAAGGCAUGUGGCAGUCCCAGCAGCAGCCAAGGUGAGCUGCCCUCCGGUGUGGGAUGCUCCCUGAGCCCCUGCCUCGCGGGAGCUGCGGCUGACUGCAAGUGGGAGAGCUGGGAAGUCAGGCCAAAGGAAUUUGCAAACAUUCUUUAGCACCACGAGGAUCCCAGAGCAUGUAAACAGGAAUAAAGGCCGGGUGGAGGCAGGGGCCAGGGUGAGGCGGGGGCUGCCACCAGUUCCUGCGAGACCCUCACUGACUAACCUGCCCUGAAGAGCGCCAGGCACCACGAUCCCAAAUUUACCAUUCCCUACUGCAGCUGAUCUGGUGCAGAAUUGCCUGUGAAGGUGAAGGGGGGGCUGCCGAGAGACGGCCAGUGUCACAUUAACAUCCCGGCAAGGCACUGCAGGGAGCCGACGCUUUGAUCGCCUGCCCAAGAGCAUCCUCCAAGGCAGGCAGGAUGCUGCUGUGAGCCCUGCCUUCCCCUGCCCACAUCAGCCUUGCACCCAGCACCCUCAGGGCUGGCUGGAGAAGAGGGGCACGGGGCCCGCUGGCGCUGCCCCGUCUCCCCAGGAUGGUCUCCCGCGCCAGCAGCUGCUCCCCGUGCUCCUGCUCUGCAGCCAGACCAAGACUGAAAGCUCCACACGCUGCCAGCAUGUUUUAGCCUCAUGCAGGCGUCCCUCAGAGACCCCAGAGCAGUGGACAGUAAUGUGAAAACAAUACUCAUGUCGUGUCUGAAAGGGCAACAGGUCAUCAUUAAAAUGGAGGCGAUGAAAAUCAUCCACCCAGAGAAGUUUUCGGAGCUGCAGGCCUCGCAGCCGCGCUACGCACCGGCCCCGCGCCGCGAGCCACCCCUCGUGGCCAAGCGUGCGUGGCCCUCUGAGUCCGAGAUCAUCGUCAACCAAGCGUGUGGAGACAUCCCUGCCUUGGAUGCCACCCCCAGCCCCUUGCCGCUGCCCCGGACUCCCCCAUUGCCGCGGCGAGAGCGCGGGUACCAGAGCCAGCGGAAGGGCAGCUCGGAGGUCUGCUACCACCGGCAGCCACCAUCAGACGAGGUGAUCGUCAACCAGUACGUGCUACACCCCUCGACACCCUGCGAGCCUCUCGAGUGCCCCACCUGCGGCCACAUGUACAACUUCACCAACAAGCGGCCCCGCAUCCUCUCCUGCCUGCACUCGGUGUGCGAGGAGUGCCUGCAGAUCCUCUACGAGUCCUGCCCCAAGUACAAGUUCAUCUCCUGCCCCACCUGCAAGCGGGAGACCGUCCUCUUCACCGACUACGGGCUGGCGGCGCUGGCUGUCAACACCAGUAUCCUCAACAGACUGCCAGCUGAGGCCCUGGCCACCAACCCCGUCCAGUGGAGCAGUGACACCGACCGCAGCUGCUACCAGACCUUCCGCCAGUACUGCGGGGCUGCCUGCACCUGCCACAUCCGAAACCCCCUGUCUUCCUGCACCAUCAUGUGAGCCCCCGCUCCUGCCCGCACCCCUGGCAGCGGGGCAGCUGGGAGCAGAUGGCGCAGCACCCACACCCAGUCCCCAGGCCAUUCUUUGCUGCCAAAGGAUGCUCUGAUACUCGCCCUGGCCAAGGAUGUCAGACCAGCAUCUUCACUGGCACUGGUGGGGGGUGGUGGGGAUGCUGGGACCUGGCAGGAGCCCCCUACACCCCGGUGCUGCCCAGGAAGAGGGACACUGCGAUGGGCAAAACAUCUACCAGCACACCCAGGGGCUCUGGCUCCCCCAAGUUCUGCAGUGGGUGCCCCCGCUGUGCAUUGAGCAUCUCAUCGGGCUCCUUCCCCAGGCGCCUUCUUCUUCUCCUCUCCCCACGGUUCUUGAGAGCGGACACACGUCCUGACCAGAGAGACACUCUCCAUCACCCCGUGGCCACCACCUGUGGCACAAGAAGCCCCGGAGGUGCACUGAGUCACCCGCCUGGCACAGGAGGCAAGGACAGGUCCCCGGCUGCCCACCCCCCUUCUCUGUAAGUUAUUUGCCAAAGCUUUCAUCUCAGUGGCCAAGCCGCCAUGCGCCUGAGUCGCAGCCACGCCAAGCCAGCGCACCCGUCCCGCGGUUGCGAGCAGACAUGCGGCCCGUUUCCUCCACAGGCCCUUGAGGAAAGCUCCACUUUAUCCUCGUUUUGGAGGAUUCUUGUUUUUUCCCCCGUCCAUCCCCAGCCGCCCUGUCCCAGGCUGCUACUCAUUCACAAAGGCAUUGAGCUGUGCCCGUUCUCUGCCGCUUCAUCCCAGACCCCGCACUCAUGUCCUGUGGGAUGGCUUGGAGGGGUGGCAUGGGGUGCUGUGCCCCAAAAUACCAGCUACAGUGAGGGAAUUUGGGUGGGCAGGGGGGCAGAGGUCUGGCUCCUGCCCAUGGUCCCUUUCCCAGAGCAGCACCUCUCUCUGACCCCUUGUGCAGGGGGGCUGGCAGGGUGGCAGCCCCCUGGGCACACUUGCUUUUUCCAGGGCAUCUGGAGGGGUAGGUUUGCUGCCAAAAAAAGCAAAAAAAAAAGAAAAAGCCAUAAUCUGCAGGUGCUCCCAUGGGGCUGAGUACCACAACCUGGCAUGGCUGCAGCACCAGGGCCACAUGCCACCCAGUCCCAGGGCACCAGGGCUGGGCAAGCCGAGGGGGCCCUGCAGAGCUCCGCACCCUGGAGGAAGAGCAGCCCCAGUGCUGGCUGAAGCCCAGCACCCAUCCAGGGAGAGGGGCUGAUCCGUGCCCCCUGCCCACUCCGAGGGAGCAGGCGAUGCCGCCGGCGCAGCUGCCGGCGCAGGACGGGGCCGGGGCCGUUUCUGUGUUGCUCUGCCAAUGCCUCCCACUGCUGGUUGUGACAAUGAUCCUGUUUUAUACCCGGCCUUGUUCUGACCCCCAUCAGUCUCCCCAAUAAAAGUUAUAUUGGAACGAA